AUGUCUUGGCCUGUAUAUUUACGGAGAUAUCUUUCGAAAAGACAACGUGGCCGUUUAUUGAAUUUAUUCCUAUUUGCACUUUGUGGUUUCAUUUUGUUCAGUCUUCUAUCAACGAAUUCCAAAUCGAGCUUAAAACAACCACUUACAAGGGAUGCGGUUAUAGAAAGAGGCUGGCACGCGAUUCCCGACUACACGAAGCAAAGAAAAGGUCCAGGGGAAAAUGGAGCUGGCAUCAAUCUUGAGGGAACUGAGCGUGAGGAAGCUGAUGAAUUAGCGAAGAAAUGGUUUAUGAAUGUGAUUGCAAGCGAUAAAAUCUCGCUUGAUCGCUCGAUUCCUGACUCAAGAUCGCCACAAUGUAAAGCCUUAGAAUAUGAUGUGAACAAAUUGCCCACCGUGUCGGUGGUUAUCAUCUUCACCGACGAAUCUUUUUCGGCACUUCUGCGCACGGUGCAUUCCGUUGUUAACAGAAGUCCGCCACAACUUUUACAAGAAAUCGUCCUUGUUGACGAUAACAGCUCGCUACCUGAACUUGGAGAGAAAUUGGUUAAGCACAUCGAGCGUUUCGGCGAUUUAGUGAAACUUAUUCGAAGCAAGGAAAGACUUGGGCUUAUUCGAGCAAAAGUUCGCGGAGCAAGAGAAGCUCGUGCUGAAGUCCUUGUUUUUCUUGAUUCCCAUUGUGAAGCAAAUGCGGGAUGGUUGGAGCCGUUAGUAGCAAGAAUCGCGGAGAGUCGAUCAGCAGUCGUUUGCCCGGUGAUUGACUCGAUUUCCGAUACAUCGAUUGCUUAUAUGGGCGGCUCAGCUGGCGGCAUCGGUACUUUCUGGUGGUCUUUGCAUUACAGUAUGGGCGGUAUUCCACCAGAGGAGACACGUCGCAGAAAGAAUCCAGAGAUCGACUAUAUUCGAUCUCCAACGAUGGCUGGUGGUCUUUUUGCGGCAAAUCGCGAAUAUUUCUUUGAAGUGGGAGCAUACGAUGAAGAAAUGGAUAUCUGGGGUGGAGAGAAUUUGGAAAUAUCAUUUAGAGUGUGGAUGUGUGGUGGAUCGAUUGAAAUCAUCCCAUGCUCUCAUGUUGGUCACAUUUUUAGAGCCGGUCACCCAUACGAUAUGACUGGACGUAAAGGGAACAAAGAUGUGCACGGGACAAAUUCAAAGCGAUUGGCGGAAGUUUGGAUGGAUGACUAUAAAAGAUUGUUUUAUGUUCAUCGAAUGGGAUUGAAGGAUCAAGAUGUUGGAGAUUUGACUUCACGACAUGAGCUUCGGAAAAAACUUCAAUGCAAAUCGUUCAAAUGGUUUUUGGAUAAUGUGAUCCCUCAAAAGUUUGUGCCUGAUGAGGACGUUUUUGCGUAUGGAAAUCUGCAAACGGUCGGCGGAUUGUGCUUGGAUACUUUGCAACGUUUAGAGAAUAAGGGAACAAUCAUUUUGGGUGUGUAUUUCUGUCAAGGCGGUGGUAGCUCGUCGCAGGCGUUUUCGUUUAGCAAAGAUUACGAAGUUCGCAGAGAAGCUACUUGUUUACAGGUGGAUCACAAAAAUCCGGGAAACCCAAAAAGGAAUGCGCUCAUUCAGCCGUGCUCAGAUGCGACGAAAGUUCAAUUUAAACAUACAAAAGGUGGUCCAAUAACGCAUGUUGAAUCAGGAUUAUGUCUUGACGUAGACGGUGUUGAAUCCGGCGGUGAUGUCUAUUUCACUGAAUGUAACACAGAAAAGGCAACACAAAAAUGGACCUUCCAAAAGUACUUUGAU
Mesorhabditis belari is the source of this 1737-nucleotide messenger RNA. The record is from the annotation of a GenBank genome assembly. Lineage: Eukaryota; Metazoa; Nematoda; Chromadorea; Rhabditida; Rhabditidae.